GCUUUGCGGGUAGCGGGGGUAUGUUGGGAGCCGAAGCCCAGUUCCCUAAAACCUCAAAGUGUUGCAACACGGCCUUGAGCCUAGUUUCCGGGUGACUGGGCUGAAAUUCUGUGACCCGGGUUCUGGGCGCCUUGCUCACCUACCCCUCCCGACUUCCCCGCCUGGGGAUAGGAGCCGAGGGCCCAACUAAGCAUGGCCUCAGCAGGGAGCACCAGGUCUUGCAAAGCAGCUAGAGGGGGAGGGCAGUUUCGGGCAGUGGCCUCGGGUAUCUGCAGCUGGCUGGCGGCUGUUUGGUUGGGCUAGCUAGCAGCCUGGGAUGAUGAGCUGGUGGGCUCCCGGCCCAGGGGUUCCUGCCAUGUGGAGAUGGAGGGGAGGGAGGAGAACAGGGCAGGGCCCUUGAAGACGUAAUUAAGGCCAAGUUCCUCUAGGCUGGGCUAAGCCUGAUAGGACUUGGGAGGGGUCAGGUUAAGAACAGUGUGUCCCUGUGUUUCACUGGCAAAGGUAGGUGUCCAGAGGAACACAGCUCCUCUGCAGCAUAUCAGAGCCCAGGUGGCAGCACUGGGUGAAAUGCCUUCACAUCUGCUAUUUGGCUUCCUGAUCCAACUGAGCUUGGAGGGCUAGGCCCCUCCAAAGCAAUUAAGUCUCAGAGCAGCCUGAAGUACCUGAGCUCCAAGUUUCAUGCUCCUCUUAGAGCCAAGACCUGAAGCUCCCCUAAACCAAAAGUCCCUGCCUGGACCAGCUGGGAUGACGCCCUCUUGCUUUAUGGUGCUUAGCAACAACUUGGUUAGGCCCAGAAGUCUUUUAAGUGCUGUGAAGGCUAGUCAGCUGAGAUCAUGCUGGGCUGCAGAGCAGCAGCCUUUUAAAACACAGGGAAUUGUAACCCCCAGGUCCCUAAAAAGCUUGUGCCUGGGGUCCCAGACAGCUCUGUACCCAAAUUCCUGCCUCUUACCUAGCCCCUACCCCUUGACAGGCACCAGGAUCAUCUACGACCGAAAGUUCCUGCUGGAGUGCAAGAACUCACCCAUUGCCCGGACGCCCCCCUGCUGCCUCCCUCAGAUUCCCGGGGUCACAACUCCUCCAACAGCCCCACCGUCCAAGCUGGAGGAGCUGAAGGAGCAGGAAACAGAGGAAGAGAUACCUGAUGACGCACAAUUUGAAAUGGACAUCUAAUCCAGUGCAGAUGACCGUGUGUGUGGAGUUAGAGGAAUUCCGCUGCUGCCACCACCUCUUUCUGGGGUAUCCAAAGGCCAGCUGGCCUCAUCUAAUCUGGAAGGGAGUGACUUGUUGGUUCUGGGCCUCUUUUAGUUCUGAGGCAGCUAGACCAGGGAUAGGAGUGGGCAACCUGUCAAGCCCUUAACUCUACUUUCUCUUUGGUCUGUAGGCACUCCUCCCAACCCCCAGCCCUCCAUGCUCAGGGGCUGAGGCUGGGAUUGGGGGAUGGAGUAUGUCACUUUCUGACUGCUUAGUAAACAUUCAGAAAAAUGCCUUGGCUCCAGUGUUCUCCUCAAUGCUGAUCUUCCCAUCUCAGCCACAGAGCUGAGGGCCCCAACAGACCUGGUUGGAUCAGAGGUCCCAGGUCCCCUCCUAGCUCCCACUGGGCCUACUUUCAGCAAACUAUAAACAGCAAUAGCCUGACCUCUGCCAAGGGCUGUUCCAGCCCUUCCAGGAAGCAGCCA
This is a messenger RNA of Diceros bicornis minor, 1676 nucleotides long. It is a transcript of the gene EIF4EBP3, whose product is annotated as eukaryotic translation initiation factor 4E binding protein 3. Lineage: Eukaryota; Metazoa; Chordata; Mammalia; Perissodactyla; Rhinocerotidae. Gene Ontology annotation, biological process: negative regulation of translational initiation. The record is from RefSeq and is a predicted model, not a curated record. The coding region runs from base 679 to 1170 and encodes 163 amino acids. Gene Ontology annotation, cellular component: cytoplasm. The transcript is spliced from 2 exons. Gene Ontology annotation, molecular function: eukaryotic initiation factor 4E binding.